Hippocampus zosterae (dwarf seahorse) is the source of this 2549-nucleotide messenger RNA. Its product is annotated as zinc finger and SCAN domain-containing protein 22-like. The coding region runs from base 412 to 1317 and encodes 301 amino acids. Gene Ontology annotation, molecular function: RNA polymerase II cis-regulatory region sequence-specific DNA binding; DNA-binding transcription factor activity. The transcript has 3 exons. NCBI's taxonomy places the organism in Eukaryota, Metazoa, Chordata, Actinopteri, Syngnathiformes, Syngnathidae. The record is from RefSeq and is a predicted model, not a curated record. Gene Ontology annotation, biological process: regulation of transcription by RNA polymerase II.
GGCUCAUGCUUGCUGCGCAAGAGAUCUACAAGUCUGUGGAGGACACAAUUUUGGAGUACCAGGAGGAAAUAGCCAUCCGAGAGCGGGAGAACGACCAUCUGAGACACAGGCUGCGAGAUGCUGGGAUUGAAAUAUGGCCAGGUAAUCGAAAAGACAACUGCAACAGUCCAGUAGUGAUCGAUUCAAUACCUCGAGAAUACAAGGACCUGGAUGAAUGAGAAUAUUUUGAGGCAUGAAAUCAAAAGAGACCCCCAACUAUAAAUUGUUGGGGGUUACCUUAAAUCUUCCAUACAGGAGGUCCUUGGGUUAUGAUGGAGUCAGAAUUACAAGUACAGUAAAUGUUUGAAAAACACUCCUGGAGUUCUUGGUAGUAAGUAUAAAGCAAUCAAAUGAAAAACAGACCGUUCAUCAAUGGCGUUGCUCGAAGAGGAUGAUGCCGAGCAUCGGCGACGCGAGUGGAGUCCUAGCAUGGGGCAUGAAGAGCGUAUUCCAAUCCAAGUCAAGGAUAAACGAGAUCUCCCGGCCAACCAAGGAGAACUGCGUGGCCAUGGCUCUUGCAACGCUUCCGAAAACAUGUUCUCACCCGCUGCGCAUGUCGCAAAUGAGUAUGUGCAGGAUGGCCCUCACACAUCCGCCUUGCCCCAGAGUCAAGGCAUGGAGAACAGAGAACGGGAUCCUGAUUCUCGGGGCUCCAUGAGGCACGUGAAGGCGGAGAGUGGAGGCUGCCACCGGGGCUCCGUUUCCUCCAAUAACAGCGGACAGCCCCUUGCGCCGGUCAACCCAAACUGCACCAAUGAGAACAACAUUGAUAUCAUAGGAGUGGAAAAUGGAGGGCAGAUGGUUGGCGCCAAAGGAAACGGACCUGUGGCAAACAGAGGACCGGCCUCUCAUAUGCGCAACCAAGGAGCCAACGCAGUGGACUGCACACAUCAGAAACCCCCACUACAAGGCCACAUCUCAUCCUUCUCCUGCAAGGUUUGCGGCGAGGCGUUCAGUCACGUCGGCCACUUGCACGUGCACGUGCAGGUGCACACACGGGAGAAACCUUACCGCUGCGGCGUUUGCGGGAAGUGCUGCAGCUCCGCAGGCCGACUACAGGAGCACCAGCGCAGCCACACUGGGGAAAAACCCUUCCGCUGCCAGAUCUGUGGCAAGGGCUUCACCCAAAUGGCUCACCUCAAAGUGCACAUGAGGAUCCACACGGGGGAGAAGCCGUACAGCUGCCCCGUGUGCGGCAAGUGCUUCAGCCGCUCUGACAAAAUCAAAAGGCAUCUCCAGACACACACCCGAGAGGGGACCUAUUUUUCAGGACAAUGAUGUACUAGUGCCGCUGAAUUUUCGAAUCAGAUUCAUGGGAUUUUUCUUUUUUUCUUAUUUUUUUUACGAAAACGAUUGCUGCCGGUUAGUAAGACUUUUAUACUGAUUUAGAACUUGGAAAUAUGUAAAUGUUUUUACAAAACAUAAUACUUCUUCAUUCCAAGGUCCAUUUAAAAAAAAAUCAGGUUCCAACAUUUGACAUUUACGUGACAUUACGAUAUCUUAAUAUUACCUGACUUUGAUUUAAUGCCUCAACUUUUAAAUACGCAAGUCGAUCACUAAAUUGUGGGUCGCGAUCCACUUCUCUGCAGUAAAACAUAUUAGCCACUUGGGGGCGCUCUUAUCUCAAUGAAGGAUCAGAUCAACUUCAUCAACUGCCAUCUUUUGUUCUUGUUUACCAAUUUAAUUAGAACACGUUCCAAGUUGUGACAUCUGCUUCCUGGAUAACCAAUUUGUUUGUACCUUUUCUACAGUGACAGUUACAAAUGUAAAACCUCCAGUUCAUUCCAUUUGACAAGAAGUGGAAGGUUAGUUUGUUGCUUGUGCUGCUGCACUUUCAACACGUCGGAUAGUUUUUAGCCUGCAGUGAGAUGUCUCAUCCGGUCACUUGUCAAGGCGAAGGCAGGAAACGAAUCCAGGAAUUUCAGUGACAAGAGGCCUUAACCUCACAAGGGCCGUGGAGCGUGCACAAACAACCAUCCGUGCUCACACCUCGGGACAAUUUGGAGUGUCCAAUCAGCCUGUAAUACAUGUUUUUGGAAUGUAGGAGGAAACCAGAGUACCCGGAGAAAACCCACGCAGAACAUGCAAACUCCACACAGGGAGGCCAGAGCUGGGAUUGAACCCGGUACCUCUGGAGUGUGAGGUUGACGUGCUAACCACUGAAGCGCCGGGCUGCUUCAAAAUGACCAUUUAAUAAUACAUGUAUUGUUUUUAACGGGUUGUUUGGGAGACGCAUCAUUUUGAAUUUAUUUUGAACACCCACUCAAGUUAUCAAAUAUUUCUGCUUGCCCUCCAAAGGUCUGCACGUGGCUACUGCAACUUCCAUAUGUUAUUUUUGCCUUAUCAUUCACAAAAGGCAAGCAAGUGUUGUUGGAAAGAGAUGCUAGUUUGCACUAAUUAAACUUGUCAUGUCGAUUAAUUGCAACAUUCAUCUCCAGUAAAGUAUUGUGAGUGUGACAUAAAAUAAUUAACUGUUUAAUGGGAUUACACAACUGAGAACAAAUAGCAUC